This is a messenger RNA of Penaeus monodon (black tiger shrimp), 1511 nucleotides long. RefSeq lists its product as uncharacterized. The record is from RefSeq and is a predicted model, not a curated record. The coding region runs from base 310 to 1245 and encodes 311 amino acids. Lineage: Eukaryota; Metazoa; Arthropoda; Malacostraca; Decapoda; Penaeidae. The transcript is spliced from 4 exons.
AGUAGAAGGGUAACCUAAUGCGGGAGAUUCCAAGAGAGCGCUAAACGUAUCAAGACUAUAUUUUUUCUUUUUUGUUCUUAACGCAAUCGAGUGGGCAGGAGGAGAAGCUGAGAAACGAGCGAACGAGAGAGUUGACAGAUUAGAGAUAGAGAGGCGUUUUUUUUAUUCUUUUUUUUUCUAGAUAGUGUCAAGUGGUCAGCCUCGGACGCCUAUAAAACGACGCGGCGCUCCGCUCCGACCCCAGCGUCAGCGCAGCUACGAAACGAUAGCCCCGCACAGCCCUGCACCUCCACCGCAGACAUCUUGAGCAUGGCAAGAAUGAGCGUAGUCUCCCUCGGCCUCGCGCUACUCCUCGUGCAGGCGGGGCGCGCCCUGUCCUCGGGCUCGCCCUCGCCCGUCGGCGUCACGCAACAGCCGGAGGGACCGAGCCAGAAGCCCCUCGACGCGACAUCUGCUCCCAACGGCUCCAGACCCGCCGGCGCCCCCCACAAGCCAGGGGCGGGGGCAUGGGGCGUCUCGGCGAGGCUUUCGGAAGAGGCGGCGGAGCUGGCUGACGUCAUCCUCAGGGUCCUGACACGCAAUCGCGAUGCUGCGCCGGCGAGCGCCCCGGGCCAGGCGGCGACCCGCGGCGCCGAAGGGGGCAGCGAGACUUGGUGUGGCGUCCUGCUCGCCGGCGAGGCGCCUCCACGCAGAGAGUCCACGCCGGAAAUGGCCGAGAUCCUGCGCGGGAUUGCGGCGGCUGCGUGCCACGCCCUCCAGCGCCUCGACGGCCUCAAGGACCGCUUCAUGGACGUCACCGCCCCCAACCUGAGCUGGGGCGACAUGAACAGCGUCCCCGGAAUCUGCGAGACUCACACCGCGGACUCCCCUUCGGUGGACGGCCUGGGGCUCACGGAGGGCCUGGUGCAGCUGUACAGCCUGCUGCAGCGCCGGAUGGUCCUCAUGGACGACGCCGUGCUCGAGCAGGUUCCGUUUACGGCGCGCGGAUUCGUCUGCGCCAGCGGAGCCUUCCUCGCCGACUUCAGCGGCAUGGCCAACGACCUGGUGGCAGUGCUGGACCACCUUCACGCGGGCGUCCUCGCGGUGGGCGACGGCGUGGACGAGGCCGUGACCGCCGAGCUGAGCAGCCGGGUGUUCGGCUUCCCGGCGUCCAGCGAGGGCGGCUGCCUGCUCGACUUCUGCGCCCUCCGCGGUGCCGACCACGCCCUCAGGGCCGUGGUUGACUUCGCUCUCGACAACAUGUGAGGGCGGCUUGGCGUCGAUGUUCAUGUUGUGAUUAUUCGCUACUUGUCUUUGUUUAUUAACUUGUGAAAGUGUGUAAGGAAGAUUUUAAAAGUCUUUUAUGUAUUUUGUAUUCCUGUAUUAUGCUCUGUGAGGCAGGGUUGCCGAGUAAAGGUACCUGUUGCUAGCACUGAUAUCAUCAUGACAUUGCCAGUAAUGCGUCUUAAUUUAUUAAUUAUUUUGCACUGAUUAAGAAGAGGAAUUUCUUAAUAAACUGACGAAGUAUCUGA